Molecule: messenger RNA, 396 nt
Organism: Microthlaspi erraticum
Lineage: Eukaryota; Viridiplantae; Streptophyta; Magnoliopsida; Brassicales; Brassicaceae
Source: the annotation of a GenBank genome assembly
AUGUCGUCUGCGCAAAUGGACCCACGCGACAAGAUGAGAUCACGUGAUUUGAGUAAAGUCACUAGAGGCCAGCAAGAGCCAAGACCAGCCCAUGAUCCUGGCACGGUGUCGCCGCCACCGCAGAACGAGGCCACGUUUCGAGCUAAGAGAGGAGAAGACGGCGGAGAUGGUGGAGGAGAGACGGAUUCGGCUGCGGACGAAGAGGUUCCCGUGACUAAUGAAACGCGACACUGCUUCAAUCGGUACAUGCAAUAUAACAAGUGUGUUGAGAUUAAGGGAAGAGAUGCGAAUGAUUGUAACAACUUGAGAGAUUAUGUACGUUCAAUGUGCCCUGAAAAUUUGGUUGAGAAAUGGGAGGAGCAGAGAAAGUCUGGGACAUUGCCAUCAUCAAUUUAA